AAUAAAUCUGCGAUCCACUAGUAUUUUAUUCGUCGCAUUUUUUCUGACAUCCAUUUAAUCUGUUAAUUAAGUAAUCUGGUGACAGUAUCGUCUCGCAGUACGGAACCCAUCGCGAGGGAGACAAUGUCACGUCCACAAAUGAGAUCUCCUGUAUAUUCAAGAAUUCCAACCCUUCAUGGGAGGAGAGUAGAAAGAUUCUAUGAUAUUGAGAUACAUUCAUCAGUACAGUCCGAUGCAUGGAGAAACACAGAAUGUGGCAGUAAAGUAGAAAGUAACACUCACUUGAACAAAGAUCCCUAUCAAGGAGAGCACCAUCUUGACCACUGGGCCAAAUGUAUUGAUACGUUAGAGCAUGCUCAAAAAAAAGAAGCCUCGCCUAUAUCCAGAUACCAGGUGCAGGGUGAUGAUGAAAGGCCGCCUCAUUCUCCAAGAAGACUGCCUAGGGAGAGGCUACCUUCUCCUGAUCAUGCACAUUUUGAUGUGGAAGAGCAUUACAGGAUGCCAUCGCCAGGCUGGAACAGGAAUGAAGGCCUUGAUGCAAAUAUAGGCAGGCAGGAGCAUAGCAUACAGAAUCACAGAGCAUCAAAAGAUAGGUCUUAUCCAAGACAUUCAGAAGGAAGAAAACAUGACAGGAUGGAAUAUGGAUUUCAUAAUGAAGAACAUGGCGAUAAAUAUCAUGAAAAAGGCUCCUUUUCAGAAAGGUUAUCAAAGUCAGAUUAUAUUGAGCAUCAUCCAUCUUCUAAAGGAUUUACAGAUUUCGGUCUGCAGGAUGAGUACAGCAAACAUCACAGGGGCGUUAGCCCUCAUUGUGCACCUUUCAUUGUGGAGCAUGAUCACAGAUUUUCAAAACAAGGCUCGAGAGAUCCCCCAAGAUCAAGUAGCCGUCCAAGGAGCCGAGAUCCACCUAGGAGAAGUGAGACCCCAAGAAUCCAGGAACCUCAUCGAGAUAGAAGAGACCAAGGUCAUCAUACACAUACAUUACAAGGUAGGCACAGUGGACCACCAAACUGUGACAUCCGAGAGAAUUUAAGGAAACAAUACUCUUCUUAUGGGAAAGAAAGUCAAGUAAGAGAACGAUCAAGACAUAGGUUUCAACGUAGAAUAGAGACUCAUUCAAGAUACCCAGAAGGACAAAGGGAUUUGGAGUUGAUCGAUAUGUAUGAAAUCGAUUUGAGAACACACAGGAGUAACAGAGAAAGCGACUCUGUCCAUGAAUGGGAUGAGGAGAGAUCUCCUCAAGGGAAUCAUGGAAUGUUGAUGAUGGGACAACAGGAGGUUUGUCAAAGACCUCCAUAUCAAAGAAAUCUAAACACUAACACUGGUCCUGUACUGCUAAUUGGUUUCAGUGAACAGGAAACCCUCAAGAUCAAGGUGGACAUGAGUCGCACCGUUGGGCAAAGCAGGUAUAGUAUCAUUGUUGUACCACUUGGUUCUGGUUGAAAGUUCAUGCCUCUUUUCCUGUCCACUGUCUCUACGUCUGGAAGACAUGAUGAACAAACACUCUAUGAAUUGUGAAACAUCAGGAAGAUUCUCUGGAAUGUGUGGCAAAGAAUGCAGAAAACCUUCUGAAGAUUUAUGGUCAAAGAGUUAUACCCUAAAUUUAUACACAGUGUUAUGUAUAAACAAUGGGUAUAUUGCAUGGAUUUAUGUUGCAUGAAUUAAAAAUCAUACCAGAAGAAGCUUGCUGCAAGGAUGGGAAGAUUAUACAUUCACACAUCCACUUGAAUGGUUCUCUCCUAUAUUUAGUCAAGGCUCCCAGGAUAUUCCGUACUGCCCUCUGAAGACCUUUAAAAGAAGGAUUUACAGUGUUGUAAGUAUACUUGAAGAUAUCCACAGUCUUGUCCCUUGUGGAUUCAUAUAUCAAGAAUUGAAUUGAAAGAAUUGAGAGUUUUCACAUGUAUUAACCUUCCUCUUUGAGUGCUAUUACACUGGUGCACAAACCUUAAUUUCAGCCCAUGUAAAAUGUUUUGGACAUGGAAGCCACCAGCCUGGCUCAAAAAUAUCAAGAACCUGGACAGCUUGAAGGCCCUGAUGUCAUUUUCCAAGGCUAAUAGAUCUUCAAAGAGGACUGACAGAAGGACUACAUUGAAGUCUACAAUACAGGUGAUCAUACCCAAGGUUUUGCUAUAGAUAUUUGGAGCACCUACAAACUGUAAAAAUCCCAGGUGACUUAAGGAAAGUUGAUGAAGAUGUUGGUGCAAGAUACUCUGUAUUAUUUCUUGACCCCAACUACUAAGCUUUUGGGAUUGGAUCUUUUAUGUUUUGCAGUCAGACAUAUCUGUGGAAUUGUGUCUUCUGGAGAGGAUGUGUAUUGACAUGCCUUUCAGUUUCACACUUCAUUUUGAAUGGAAUUCAAUGGACUGAAUUGCCAUACUUUAAGUAAGACCAGAUCUGAAGGAAAUCCACCUCUUCCUGCUGAUUAUUGCUUCAUAUCUUUUGAUAAUAAGAAGUCUGAAAUAUUUGACAUGGAACAAUGAUCUCCGGUUGCUUCUGAAGAAGAUUUGAGAAUGGCUUAAAUUAACCCAAAGACUUCAGUCUCGUUACUUGCUGAAACUAAGUUACUUUUCGGUUCUUCAAGAUGAUGUCUCCCAGCCAAAAUACCAGUACCCCACAGGCUCUAAGCUCUAUUUAUUUAUAUCAGGACUGUAUUUGUCAAAAGGUAAGUCAUCAACAAUAAAAAUGAUCAACAACUGGUUUGAAGAAAGCAUUUAGCAUAAUUGAAACUACUUUGAUGCCUCAAUUGAAAUUUGAAGUCAAAUAGGUCUGCACAUGUGUUUGCCAUGUUUACAGUCUUCAUACUGGCUGUCAUUCCCUACAGAUGGUUUCUCCUGUGGCCAGUAAGGGCUUGGUUUAACGAAAGAAGAGGAAGCCGAAAAGCAAGAACAAAUUGAAAUCUUGGACUGGAACCAAAAACGUCUGUAUGAGCUUGAAUAUGCAUCUUGAGCUUGGCAUGAAGAGAUGUGAUUCACAGAAAAAACACACUGGCUCAAAGGGACUAUUCACAUAUGUAUGUUUUUGUUGAUACAUUUGUAACUUACAUUUGCAUUGAUGGACUCGUCCAGCAAUCACCCAACACUCUUCAACUGAGUUAAUGUUUGAACUUGUGGAUACAGCAAAGAUACUUUGGCUGAAGAAGACAGACUAGGUAAUGUUGCUAAUGUGAUGACCACAAAGCAUUUCUUUCACAACAAAGACAGCAAUCAGAGGAGCAUAAUAAAAAUGAUUUGCUCAAAUGAAAGAAAAUAAACCAAUGGGAAUGUUUCCGUGCCACUUUCUUUAUUUUGGUUCAGCGUUUCGAUUCUAGGAAUCGGUCAAGGCAUCUUAACAAACUCUGAACAUUCUGUCUGGCUGUAUUGUGUAUAGUUACGCUGAAAGACUAUGGCAGUCACCUGAAAGACUCUUCAUAUUAACAGAUGCACACUUGGGAAACAUGGCAAUAACUUGGUAUAUUUAAGGAUGUGUGGGACAGACACAAUUGAGGAAGUGGAUGCAAGUUGUAAAUGCAAAUUCCUGAAUAAAACUAGUGGAGGAAGUGGUUGUAAUAACAGCACACCACAGAUUUGCUAUAUUCCAAGGGAAAGUCCGGAUCUCAGCUGAACGUGAAGAGUAAUGUAUCAUUAUAGCAUAAUCAUUAUCAUCUUAUGAGAAGACGAGUGCUCCAUGAUGAUCUGUAAACACUGGAAAUCCUCAAGACUUCAGGAAUUUUUUUAAUUUUAAAGCCAUUGAGAAAUCCGCUCUAUUCAUUGAGUUGAUUGCCUCAGAGCUUGCCUCGGUUGGAAUGUGCUGUUUGAGAUGUGUUGAUGUGAUCACCAUGUGUUGACAAAGAGGAACAAAAAAGAAGCUUAAUAAAGGAUCUUCAUUGAUGGGGGGGGAAACAUAGUGACAGUGAGAGGAGAGGCAUGAAUUAGACCUGCCAUAUUUCUUAAUUACCGUUUUUAUAUAUAUAUAUAUAUCGGCAUUGUAUAUAUAAUAGCAGUGAAGGUUUAAUAUAGGACUAAUAUGUUUUUAUUGAUCUUAAGUCUAAACAUAUGUUAAGGCUAUGUACCUAUUAAUUCAUUCCAAAACACUUUAUACACCACUCCAGGAAUUUCUUCUUUCUUCUCAUUAAUUUAACUUUUUAAUGGAGGAUUUAACAACUGAAAUGGUUCUUGAUGAUAUAUUGCCUGUAAUUCAGUCAUUUAAGAUAUUCUUCAGAUAGGCAGUUAUCACUGGACUUGGUCAGUGUGGGUCGACAGCGCCUUGACUUCCUGCCUUUGCUAGAGCAUUCUGGAACCCAUAAAGAAUCGGCUUUACAUUCUGGGACAUUUGCCCAAGAGAUCAUCACUCUUGUGCAUAAAGUCAAAGGUUAGUAACCAAUGGAUUUGUCUUGUAGCAUAUUCCUUGUCCUCCAUGGAGUUAUAUUUUACAAUAUGUAUUUUUGUUUAAAAGUUUGUUUUGUAGAAAAUUACUUUAAGGGUCAAGGGAUCACACUUAACAAUCGGUUUUCAAAUUAACAAUAUUACUCAAUUCAGGAUGAGUUUAAGGAAGAGGAAGAAGAGGAGAUGGGAAGUGUGGGACCAGUCCUGAAUAUGUAAAUCUCUACAGCCUCUGCCUUGUUGGAAAACAUCAAUGAUUUGUACAAACCUCCAAUCAUGGAGAGGUGUACUAUUAUUGUUUUAUGUGAUCAGACUUAAGAUUUCUCCAAGUAGAAAUACCAUAAACUCACAUUUAUGAGACCCAAGCCAUGUCUAGUGAACACAAUAUUAUAAAGACUUGGGAGUGGACAUUUAUAACAUCAGAACACUAUUUUGUCCAUGCCAUUUUUGCAUGGGCAAGCGUGAAAAAGAAAAUGUAUGCUUCAGAAUAUGUUUUCUAGUUUUAUUAAUCAUUGUAUUUUUGGUAGUGGUUUCAUUUUUUUUUCUCUCUUUUUGUAGACCAAUUGGAAUGUCUUCAUCAGGAACUGAGAUCUUCUGCAAGAUAGGGCCAGAUCCGAUGCAAAGACAACAGCUUGUCCCUGACCCUGGUGACCUCCGGUAUGAUCUGGAGCGAAGAAGACAGCAGCGACUGGAAGGUGUGAAGAUCACCAUUGCUGGGGGCAACUUUACUCAAAUGGCACCGGAGAGUCAAGAGAGUGAGCCUCCCUAUAUGAGUGAGGAUCCCGAGGAGUCGGAAGGGAACUAUGGCUGGUCUGAACAAGCAUCUGAACAACCAAGGCAGUGGAAUGAUCCUCGUGAAAGAAUGGCAGCUCCCAACAGACAGAACUUAAAUCUGAGGGAGAAUUCUAAUCGCAACAGCAGACUACCUGGAAGAAGGAUUUAAAACGGUGGUGGUACUUCAUGAAGAGAAAGAUGACAUUUCAAAUCUGAGGUCACUUACAGCAGUGUUAUUUUGCCAUUACUGUUUCAUUGGUGGUUUACUGAAAUCAUCAUUCAAUGGCUUUUUCUGCACCUUCACCGAGACAACACUACUGAUGCUUUUCGUAAUAUCUUUUUCAUCCAUUUAUGAUUCCCCCACUACCUUUUGUUUGAUUUAAGACAAGUUGUCAAUGUAGUAAAUAUUUUUUAAUGUUUACUAUAUUACCGUUUACCUAACCCUAGGCUUUUAGGAUAGAAAAAAACAAAAUAGGAAAUGUUAUAGUGGAGGUCAUAGAGAUUAAUGAUUACUCCUGAAGACCUAAGCCUAAAGGCUCACGUAUACGUUGGUUUUCCAAAUGCCGCUUCAUCUCUGUAAAUUGCAUCUGCACAGUCCACGUGCUGUGUCCGCGUCUGUGCACGCACAUGAAGUUGACCAUACUAAAGAGUAUCGCAAAGCAGUUGUAGUGCACAUGCUUUGAACGCAUCCAUAUAGGCUCGCAGUCAAGAGUAUACUAGAGUGCUCAACUGUGUGUGAGACGUAAUGACUCAUGGGAAAAACGUUUACUGUUGCAUAAAUACUAGUCCUUUAACCUGCAGUCAACCUGGAAUUUUGAUUUUGCACUUGAUUGUCAGUUGAACUACGGUUUAGAAAUAGUUUAUGGUUUUUGAUAAUCAUAUGGAUUCAACUGUCACAGUUGAAAAACAAAUUGGCUGAAAUAUUUUCAGUGCUUAUCUUGUCCAGCUCUUACCUGAUAUUUAGAAAAAUAUUAUUUUUAUACUAAAAUGCACACUUUUUGUUGUUGUACCUACAUAUGACACAAGAUACAUUUAUAUCCUGUGAAUUCCACAUUGUAAACAUUGUAAAGAAAUUAGAAUUUCUUUUGUAAA
Messenger RNA from Xyrauchen texanus (razorback sucker), 6221 nucleotides. RefSeq lists its product as uncharacterized. Bases 124 to 1440 code for a protein of 438 amino acids. The transcript has 8 exons. Lineage: Eukaryota; Metazoa; Chordata; Actinopteri; Cypriniformes; Catostomidae. The record is from RefSeq and is a predicted model, not a curated record.